Oncorhynchus kisutch (coho salmon) is the source of this 2593-nucleotide messenger RNA. RefSeq names its product zinc finger protein 768-like. NCBI's taxonomy places the organism in Eukaryota, Metazoa, Chordata, Actinopteri, Salmoniformes, Salmonidae. The record is from RefSeq and is a predicted model, not a curated record. Gene Ontology annotation, biological process: regulation of gene expression. Gene Ontology annotation, cellular component: nucleus. The coding region runs from base 498 to 2420 and encodes 640 amino acids. The transcript is spliced from 7 exons.
UGACAUCCAGCCAACUUGACACAAAUGUUGGAAGCAUUGGAAUCAAUAUGGGCCAGGAUGCCUGUGGGAUGUUUUCAAUUGAGGCUGUUCUGAGGGCCCAAGGGGAUGCAACUCAAUAUUAGGAAGGUGUUCCUAAUGUUUUGUACACUCAGUGUUUGUGUAGGGUUGGAUGGUGCAAUUGGUGUGCCCCCCGAAUUUGUGACAAAAUGUGCAAUUCACACUCCGAUCUGUAAAAGGCAGCAGCAAUAGGUUACGCCACGCAGCUUCUAGCCUACCGGAAACGCAUACGAAGAAGAAAGGGAAGUGAACAGUGACCAACAAUUUCCACGUUAGCUUUUUUGUUGUUAUUUAGACGUUUAUUAACAACCUGUAACUCAUAAUAUGACUCAUUUAACUGCACAGCAUCGAAUACUUAUCCCAUGUGGUGUUUAAUUCGCUCUAGAGACAGAACGUGGUUGAUAGAUGUUAUCUAGGUAACGCUAGCUAAGUUGCUAACAAUGGCUAACUGUAUGGUUUUUCACACUCAAAUAGCCUCCAUCAUGGAGGUGCUAGCGAAUGCAGCCGUGGCAGAGAUCUGUAAACUCGUAGACGACGACUAUGCAGUGUUUCGUUUGGAAAUAACUCAAAGCCGGAAAGAAAACAGGGCUUUGCGGAGGAAACUACUAGAACUGAAGGUGGCACGGGAGCGCGCAGAGAGGACAAUGCGAGAGCGCGUCGUCGCCAGUCGUCCCAGUAGUGUCAAGAUCCUCGACAGAUACAGAGGAAUGGCAAGAGGUGAAGGACAUCCCACUGGAGGCCAAAGGAGCUUUGUGAAGCCAGCGGGACACAAUACAUGGAGAGAUGACCAACCAAUCACUGUUGAUGAGGGGAGUGGAACCUCAAACCAGCACGUUAUUGUGAUAGAGUCUGCAGAUGCAGAGGCUACAGGUCCUGGGGUCAAGCAGGAGAGGUCUGAAGGAGAGGAGGAUCCAUGGCACAGCAGAGAUAUCCAGACUGGAGUAGCUGGAGCACCCCCUGUAGCCACAGAGGACCCCACCACCGCCCCAGCACCGCCCAGGACCCGACGCAGCAUCACGGAGGAGGAGGGUCCAGAGGUGCUGCUGGUUAAGGAGGAGGGGUGUGAGGAGGGUCUGGAAAACCCUGAGGUGACCAUUGUCAUGGAAGACAGCCAGACUACACCUCCUCCUGAACCCCCAGCUGAGCAGCACAGGACAACACACAGUCUCACAGAGUCAGUAGUCAUAGAGGAUGGGAAGCCUGAUCUGCUGCUGGUCAAAGAGGAGACGAUAGAGGAUGGACCAGAGAGCAUGGAUCUGCUGAGUGGACUAAAGAUGGGGGAGCAAGGUGAUUGGCUGGAUGAUAACAGAGGAGACUGGGCGGCCAUCUUGGAUUUCCAGACCCCGACCGGUGCAGCUAAGGUUCCAGGGAACAACAUCACUGAGCAGGCCAGGACCAGUGACGACAUAGUUGAGUCUGCAGUCAAUGAGGACCAGUUGAUAUCUGGUGUUGCUUUUGGGAGAGACUGGACUUCUGAGGUGCCUGGUCACAAACCCUGGCCCCGGAUCAGAACCCUGGGUCCGGAGCCGACACUCUUUCUUCCCGGGUUGAAACCAGGACAGAACCACAAGGGACAGAGACACCACCACACAGAACACAACCAGUGGACAGGUGGACUGAAUAACCUCAGUCCUGGUGGUCAUCAGAGAGACAGAGGCUCCAGUCAGGGAUCCAGUCUGCAGCCCAGACCCUUCUCUUCACAAUCUCAGUGCAGGGAUGAUACAGGGCCUGGGGCUGAUGGAGAUAGACCCUCCUGUUCCUAUGAUACAAACACCACAGUAUCCAUGUUGAACAGAGCAAGUCACCCUGGGCUUCAGCCUUCACAGAGAGUGGUGGGAGAAACCCCGGGUGAUAGUCUAUCAGCAGGUCUGUCUUCUCCUUCAGGGUUUCAUCUAAUGCCUGGUGACUUGGUUCAUAGAAGGUCUGGACCUGGAUCUAGGCUUCCUCAGUUACUUCAUGGUUACCCCACCAAUACAGACAGGGUCAGAAUGGGUGUUCAUCACAAGAGGUAUCUAGCUUAUAACACAGCACACAAUCCCAACAACUCCCAACCAAUGGCUAGAGGUCAAGGAGGGAGCUCAAACACUAACCACCUGAGGGCAGUGGCUCCUGCUUCUACCUCUGGUGUCAUUGGGUCACAACGUGGGAGGCAGAGUAUUAGGACGGAUGCAGACAAGCCAUACGCCUGCCCCAUGUGUGGGAAGCGCUUCGCUGAUGCAAAUUAUGUGAAGAGGCACCAGACCGUUCACACCAAGGAGAAGCCCUUCAAGUGCAAACUAUGUUACAAGAGCUUCUCCUUCUUGACUAGCCUUAUCAGACAUAAGAGUGUCCACAAAGGGGAAAAUCAUAGCAGUGUGGCUUGAGAAGUACGCAGGGGAUGUCUGGGAACUAUUCUUUAGCUGAAAUAUAAUUCUCAUGUGAAGUGUCUUGGGGUAAGAGGAUAAUUAAUCACAUACCCCUCAUUAACUUGUAAUUUAAAAACAGGCUUGUGUAAAUACUGGUUUUUAGAGAGACAAUAAACCUAGGCUAGAACAAA